This is a messenger RNA of Spodoptera frugiperda (fall armyworm), 1226 nucleotides long. RefSeq lists its product as uncharacterized. The record is from RefSeq and is a predicted model, not a curated record. The transcript has 5 exons. NCBI's taxonomy places the organism in Eukaryota, Metazoa, Arthropoda, Insecta, Lepidoptera, Noctuidae. The annotation marks the transcript as partial.
UAUGAAAUUUAUGAUUUUAUUAAUCUAACAGGUAUCAUAGAAGUUGACGUUGCUCCCAAAGUUGGAACAUUAGCUCAAUGGCAUGAAUACAGAAAAUCUUAUCUUUAUCCUGUAAAUAAGAUAUUAAAAGAAUGUAAAGAAGAACCCCUUAGGUCCAUACGAAAUGUUUAUAAUAAAACUUUUAAAUUGACAACUGUUUGGGAUAAUUGGAGCGAAUGUAAAGAAAUUGACCACCAGAAAGGUGUGCGAAAGAGAUUAGGUAGAUGCCGUUUACAGCCUAAUACGAUUAAAAACAACUAUGACUAUAAUUUUGGGUUAAAACCAGUGGACACUUUUGGUAAAAGAGCUAAGUCUAUUCUGUCCGAUGGUUAUGAUAUUGCUUGCCGCUCAAUAGAACUUAACAAAACGGUUCCAAAAUUAAGUGAAAUCAUUAGAAAUAUUCCAGAAUUCGAAGAAGAAGAAGCCUGCAAUUUUACAAGAGGAUCUGCGAAACAUAAGGUUACUAAGUCUAAAAAUAAAAACAAAACUAUGAAACAAGUUGAAGAAAACGGUCACGUAACACUUACAUGUACUGAAGCAAGUCCGAAUUCAGAAUUAAAAUGGUUCAAAGAUACAAAAUUACUAAAUUCUCUAUUCAGAAAUAAAAAAUGCAAGAAUGAAGAGGAAUCAUCUCACAUAUCAGUCGACACUAAUAAUUCACUACAUAUUUUACACAUCACUAAAAAAGAGGAAGGUAAUUACUCUUGUCAAUCAGAUGACAAAAAAGUACAAGAAUUUGAAAUAAAAGUCGUAUCAAAGUCGAAGCUGCUAAAUCAAGAAUUUAUUCGAUAUUCAAUUUAUUUAGCAUUUGUCCUUUCACUGGCAAUGACAUGUUACUGUGCAGGAGUUUGUAUUGCUUUUCAUCGGAGAACAUCGUUUGUGGAUCCACUUAGUAAAAACAGGAAAGGAUACGAACAUCAUCGCUUUCAAUGUGAAAGAGAGGGUUUGCUUAAAUAAAUAAUCUGUCCGAAAUAGUUACUUGAUUUCGUUAAUUAACUAUUUGAAUUGUUUUUAUAAUGAUUUAGAGAUCAGUUGCUAAGUCUGAUUUUGCAUAUUUUUUUGUAACUAUGCUAAUAUUGUUGGGUUGAAAAUUAGCAUCUAAAGUUUAUCGUUAUCUACGUUGAGUCUCGACAAACGGCUCAACCUCAGCCAGAAAAAUAAGAGGGCCAAAGAGGGCAAAUAAAAGU